Ruditapes philippinarum (Manila clam) is the source of this 8937-nucleotide messenger RNA. Its product is annotated as monocarboxylate transporter 5-like. Gene Ontology annotation, molecular function: monocarboxylic acid transmembrane transporter activity. Gene Ontology annotation, biological process: transmembrane transport; monocarboxylic acid transport. The transcript has 7 exons. Bases 182 to 1882 code for a protein of 566 amino acids. The record is from RefSeq and is a predicted model, not a curated record. Lineage: Eukaryota; Metazoa; Mollusca; Bivalvia; Venerida; Veneridae.
CCUCACUCCCUCGAAAAGUUGAAAGGUCACGGCUAUAGAAUCAGCUGUUUGCGGCGAGUUUGUAGAAAAGAUGGUGGUGGGACAGGAAAUUGACAAGCUAAAUCUUCAAAAUUUGGAAUUAAAUCUUAACUAAAAAGAAUUAAAAGGAUUAACAUUAAAGAAUUAUUAACAAGACUAUGUUAUGAAAAUGACACAAGCAAAAUUUUUUGAGUAUGACGAGAAGGAGGAGUACUACGAUGAGGAGGAAAUUCGACCCCCACGACGACCCGGGGAUGCACCAGACGGAGGAUGGGGAUGGGUGGUUGUGAUCGGUGCGUUCAUUUGCAGCAUGUUCGUCGAAGGCUUGCUGUUCUCGUACCACGAGGUCGUCUCUGAACUAAGUCAAUACUACCACAUGCCCGAGGCAUCUUUUGAGUCGGUGUUUGUCUUAAUGACUGCAUUCUGCUUAAUUGGAGGUCCUUUGACAGGGGCACUUGUCCAUAAGUUCAGUUGUCGUAAGGUGGUCAUGGUUGGAAGUGUGAUAACAUGUGCAUUAAUGCUAGUCAGUACACAAAUGCCAGGCGUGGCAACAAUAAGAUUAACCCAGGGGGUUUUAGCUGGUAAGCAUAUAUUUUAUUUUUUUUCACUCCCUGAAAAAAAAUUGACUGUAGUACUUAUGUUAAGGUAUCAGUUUGAGAUCUGGACAAACUUAUUUACUGUUUCACAUAGAAGGUUGUCUAAGUAUGGUAUGUACCAGCCAUCAAUUUUGAUAAUUGCAUUUUGGUUCGAACACAAAAGGGCAUUUGCAACUGGACUAACACUCACUGGUGCGGGGGUGGGAGUGUUUAUUUUCACACCCCUUUACAGACAUUUGUUGGACAUUCACGACUGGAAAAAUGCGACAGUCAUAUUAGCGGCAUUGUUCUUAAAUUGUGCUGCGGCUGGUGCGCUGUUCAGACCCUUAACACACGCAAAGCCAAAGGGGAUGAAACGCGGACCCAUUCAAAGAGGUGCAAUAAUGAAAGCUCUGAUUGCGGAGAAGGAGCGCCAGAGGACUAUUUCAAAUGGCUCCUUAGACAACUGUAUUAUAACUAAAGACAACAGACUUAUUAAAAUAGAUAAAAUUGAUCUGCGGAAUAAAAGUAAUUCAUAUAACAAUAGCCAGUGUUAUACUAUUCUGUACACUUCUCACAAACUCUUUAUCAAAUUAUUUAACAAUGGAAAAAUAUUCAAAAGUGGUACAAUUCCACUAUACAGAUCUGAUAGGAUUCACAGUAUUAUUUAUAACAAAAUGUGUUGUUUUUUUCCAGCUUGUGUCAUUCCAUUAGUCCAUCUUCCAAAGAAAGCUGUUUCACUUGGUAUUUCACAAGAGAAAUCCUCCUUCCUGAUCUCAAUAUUGUGGGUGGCGAAUAUGAUUGGUCGUUUUGCAUUCGGUUGGGUGGCGGACCGACCGUGGGCAAGUGCUAUACAGCUGAACAAUACAAUGAUCGUGCUGGCAGGGUUUUUGUCGUUGUUUGGACAGUUCUUUAACAAUAACAGCUGGCUGGGCUUCUAUGCCGCAUUCUUUGGACUGUUCAGUGCGACGUUUUUAGCACUCCGCUCCAUUGUGCUGAUUGAACUUUACGGCAAGGAUCGCCUCAUCUCUUCUAUGGGUCUACUUACGUUCUUUCAAGGCUUUGCCAUAUUACUCGGAUAUGAACUCAGCGAUAUUCUGCAGGGAAAUGUUGCCUUCUAUCUUGUUGGUGUUCUGCUAGUUGUGGGAGGCCUCCUGGGAUUCCCGUUGCCAAAGGUGAAACGUUGGGAGGAGAGACGGGAAAAUAAACUGAAAAUUGUACAUAUCGAGGAACUUACUCAGCCGGAACAAGAAACGUUAAAAAUAGAAAACUGUGAAAGCACUAUUUAACAAUUUUAGUAAAACAUUUUUUUUUGAAGUUUAAAAUUCUAUGAUUCUGUUUCGAUGUGACAGAAUAUGGAAUUCGAGACUGUUGACGCCUUGUUUCACAAAACAGAUUCAGAAAAAUGUUUUGUGAUACAGAAUGGUGGUUCGAACCGGAAGAUUUACCGGAAAUCAGCGAAGUUUCUGAAUGGAGGCUAUUUCAGAACAUUGGUGCAAUGUAUAUCACUGUAAUGUAUCUUUCUGAAGCCCUAAGUUCAAUGGCCGUGUCUAGAAAGUUAUUGAAAAGUUUACAAACAAAUACGAUGUUUUAAUGUUUAAAUCAUGUAAGCUGAAGCAUGCUUUGGUGCAAUUUGUUCCGUAUAUUUGUUAAGAGUGGGGAAAAUAACGUUGCAUAAUGGUCGUGUUAUGCUGAAGGGUGAAAAUCGAUGUCUUACGGGCAAGUAAACCCCUAGAAAGCUGUGUAACGUAACGUUAAAUAAAAUAGAUAUUAAUGCCCCUUUAAGAGAAAGUUAAAUCAGGGAUUUAAAACUAAGUGGGAUUAUUGUUUGUUUUGUAGAUAACUUUUUUUCUUUUAAGGUUAUGAACCAUUAAUCGAACACUUACUGACAGUGACUUUGAUAAUAUGUUACGCUAUAAAAUAUGUUGUGUAUAUGUUGUUUUUUAUGCAUAUAAACACAAGUGUUUGUUCUUUGUUCUUCUUUUUUCUCUCAGUGUUUAAAAGGCCGCUUAAUGAUAUUAUAAAAAAGAAACUGUUUUAAGUUUCCUUGUUAGAGAAACUUUGAAUACUUGGCCUUUUUUGAUGUACAUUUACAACUGUACGUAAAUAGCUACAUUUGCUGACCAGAAAAUUUGCUUUUCAUUCAGUUUUCUUAAUAUUUUUCUGUCAUUUUUUGAAGAAACAAAAUGAACAUAUGUUUUCUUGAGCUUGUAUUUUGUUUCAUUUUCAUGUUUUUUUUUUUUUUUUUUUUUAUCAAAAAAAAAAAGUAUCUUUUUUUCACAUUGGCCUAUUAUGACACAAUAUUCUUAAAGAGUAUUAAAAUCUACUUGAACAUGUAGAGAAUUUGUUGUAUAAUGUAGAAUAACAGUCUGAUGUCAUUUUUUGUAAGAUUUUUUUUUAUAUAAUAAGAGCUGACAAGAUCAGAAAGUUAUGCAGUCAAAUGAUUACAUUUUCGUAAUACAAGAUUAUCCUGGAUUUGGAAGCAUAUUUUUAUCCUGUCAGCAAAAACUCUUUUGAAUAUGAACAGAAUUAAUUGUUUUUGUUUGAAUCAAGUUGCUUAGUUGUUGUUGUUAAUCAUACAAAAUAUUGUUCUCAUAGAAAAAAAGCACAAUUAUAUGGUAACAGAAAUGUAGCGUUACAUGUAAAUCAUGGAUAUUAAUCAUUUAUAAUGAUCAGAUGUAUGAUUUAGUUAGUACGUUAGAUAAUCGGCCACAUGAUUAAGAUGGUUCAUUAACAUAUUAUGUACAUGUUUUCUGACGUAACUGUUCAUUUUGCUGAACGCGAUUUUAUGUAUCUAUUAUAAGUGCUAUUAAAAUAAUGUCAUAAUGUUUUCAUCACAAAUGCUUGCAUAAAGUUCUUUUUUAUUCUAUUGUCAAACAUUGUAUUCGUGAUCAAUAGAUGAUAAUAAUUUUUUUAAAAAUUGUAUCGAAAUAGCUCUUUUGAUAUUUAAGGAAAUAUUGGAAUAUAAUGAUUUGGUAGAUAACUUAUUUGUCAAGGAAAUAUAGGGUGAUCAUUUGUAAAGUGAUAGGAUAAAAUGUUGGAAACUGGAGUCGAGAAUAAAUGCAAACUGUUUCUUGUUGUCUGACAAAAUUGAAUUUCCGCCUUUGUUACUAAAAUGAAAAAACUACCUGGUUGUCCGCUAAAUUAGUUGUUUGAAGAAUUUAAUUAAACUUGAUAACAAUGUUUAAGAUAUCUUGGAAAAAUAUCGAAAAACCGACCUUGUACAUAAAUAGGCUCGAGAGGUACUUUAAAAAUUUAAAGAUAUUUUGUCUCGUCAUAUUAACAAAGUAGGCCGUUUGUUAUCUUUGACAUACAGUACUCUUGAACUGAAAGACAUCGUGCAAGACAAAAUCGGAUAAUACCGGUUUUCGUUAUCAGCGGCAAACAGGUGGACGACCUUGAUAGAAUCUAGAUAGCAAGAAAAGGCCAAAUAAUGUAUGCAAUUAGCACACCAGAGUUCAAUAUUUGGGUCAACUAUGAUAAUUGAUAUAUUUAUAUAUAUGAAUGCUUGCCAAUUAUUGAAAAAAACUUACUUAACAUGCUUUGUUCAUGAUAUAAUGCAAUUAUAACCAAAUAGUGGUAUAAUAUGAAAAGAUGUUAUUUUUAUCAGGUAUAAGGUAUUUUUUCUUCAAGGUCUGUUAUGUAAUGUUAAGAAAAGAUUAUAGAAGAUCAAUUUAUAUAACUUCGAAGAUUUCAUUUCAUAUUUAUUUGUACGAAGGGAGGUGUGGGAAGGGGGGAGGGUGGUACAGGGUUGGGUUGGGCAUCUAGAUUGCUUACAAUUCAUUUACAACUAGAUUGAAUUGGACUUACUGCAAGCCUUUGUUUAAAUAUUAACUGGAAUAUUUUCUUUUCAUAUUUAUAUAAAUAAAAGACCUGUUUUUGUUUUUUUUUGUUUUUUUUUAGUAUAUAAGGGUCAGUCGGGUAUCGCAUGAUCUCGUUUUCAAUGUAAAUAGUCCUUGAUAUUAUUAUGUAAUUUCUUUGUAAAUAAUCUCGGUCAUCUGUGGAGAAAAAGCUUCGUUCCGGAGCAGCUGUAAGCGUGUAAUUCUUGUUGUGUAUUUGAGUAAUGUUUAUUUAGGGAAAACACGUUUACAAUGAUAAGCAUAUAUGAAUAUAUAACAUAUUUUUGUCAGCUGAACUUUGAUGCUUUUUGAGAACACUUUAUAGUAAAAGUGUCUGAGAAUAAUAAGUUUGUAACAGGAAUUUCUUUAUUUGCCAUUAUGUCCUGUUUUUAUUGACAAAAAAAAGGAAAGGUUCGGUAGGCUUAGAAAAUAUGUUCAAAUGGGCAUUAUAAGAGGCCACAGGAACAAAAUUUUGAUUGACUGGCCUUGUUACUUUAUCGUGUUCAGUAUAAGAGAAAAAAAAUUUUUUUGUCCAAAAGGAAUCGGUCAUACAGAUCUGUAUAAUGUGUAAAUGUAAAAUGCUGUACAGAUAUUUUUUCCAUUAUUUUUUCAUGAUUUUUGAGUGAGAUGUUAUUGACUAUAAGUUGUAGCGUUGUUUUGUGUUUGAAAUUCAUUUUUACAAAUAGAAAUGUACCUUUAUUAUAAUACAUUGAACAUGGCAAUGUUUUUUCUCCGAAAAGUCGUGUUUCUAAAUUGGUUAUAAGAGAUGACCUUUCUUUAAUGACAAAAAACAAUAUUGAUAAGUUAUUAAAAAGUUUGAAUUUUGUCUGGAAUAAAAACGUCCAAAAUCCCUUCAUACUGAACUUAAGCAUGUGUCAUUAGUUUUGUUCCACUAAAGAGAUCUGCGAUUGUAACAGUGGCGUGUAUUUUUUAUUUUACAUGUUUUGUAUGUGUAUAUGUACAUGAAUGAAGUAGAAAAAUUACUAUAUAUUUCCAGGGACAGAAAAUAGGGCACUCUGAAUUGUUGAAUCAAAUUUUGUUGAAAAAAGUAUAUUUUGAAAACUAUAUAUUCCAUAUAUUUUUUUGCCGCAUUUGCUAAAAAUGAAGAGUUCUUGUUUUCAAAACGUGAAUUCUUUUGUGUAAUUUUUACGCUUUGACUUUGUAACAAUUAUAUAAAAUUUGUUUACUUCACUUUGUGAGUAUUUAUUUGAUAUAGUCAAUUUGCCUAAACACUUACAUUAAAUGUAUGUUUAAGUUUAUUAUAAGAUUUAAAAUAUGUUUUUUGGGGGGGAGAUGCGAGUUGACGUUUUUUUCGUUUUUCUCAACUGUUACUUAUAAUUGUAAAUGAUAUUUUUGGAUUGGUUGAAAGUGUGUCUAAGUUCUCUAUUCAAACUGUGUGAUCUUUAUUAAAUGCUAUUUCUGUGCUUAAUGUUUAUGUUUACGUGUUUUGUGCUAUCGUUAUAUAUAUCUAUCUAUAUAUAUACAUUGUUUUUACAUAUAUAUUGAUUAUAAAUAGUCGCGCUUGGACUACAUAUGUUUUCGAUGUCCAAAUAUUAAGGAAAAAAUUUCAACACGUUUAUUUCACUUGUGUUAUUGUUGUUGUUUUUUUUCAUUUCAUAAAAUAGCAUUUGGCAAAAUUUUUAUGAACCAUGUUUUUUUAUUUUAUGUAAUAUAUGUAAUUUAUUACUUUCUCAGUUUUUUUUAUACUGUUGUUCAAAGCUUCAACUUGGCUUUGUUUCUUUUAACGCUGUUUUUUUUUUCCUCUUCAGUAUACGUAGCAGAUUGUUGAAGAUUUUGUUAAUUUGAUCUCUUUUAAAAAGUUUAAAUCUUGCCCAUAUAUCUGCAACUGAAUAAUGUAAGAAAAAAUAUGUUCUUAGAGAUUGUUCGACUAUUUGUUGCAUUAACCAUAUUAUUUGUUUUGAUGAAAAUAUGUUGUACAUAAGUAUGCUUUUAUGAUAACAUUUGGAUGCAUUGUUUUCGACGAUGCUACAUUUUUACACAUAUAUUUACACAUAGUUGCAUCAUGACAUGUGAUUUUAAGAAUGGUCAUUGACUGAAAGAACGUGUUGAUAGAUAUAUAUAUAUCACACUUAGGUUAUUUCUCUCAUUUUUGUUGUCAUUUUAAAUAUAAUAUACAUCAUUCUCUCAUUUUAGUUGUAUAUAUUAACUUUUAGUUACUGUUUUUAUAUAGGAUUUAUUAAAUUUGAACAUUUUCGGCUUUUUCCUCUCUAUCUGUGUAGAUUACGUUUCUCUUGUGUAUAAUGCAUUUUUACCUAUAUUCUUUCCUUUAUGUGCUUAAUAUGAUUAAUUUUUGUACACAUAUGUAAAAUCGAUAUGCAUUGUGUAAACAUAUUAAUGCAGUUUUUCGUUAUGAAAAUUGUUGUUUGUCUGCACCUGUAAUGUUAAUGAUAAAGUGAAGGUGAAAAAACAAAAAUCUUAUAAAUGUUGAGAAAAAAAAUUGUAAAAAGGAGGCAAUGUGGAAAAGGAAAGAUGUGUAAAAUACUGGUAAAUCUGAACUAGUUGUACUGGAUUUUGACAUAUAUAUUAUAUGUGUCUACAUGUUGUGUUGAAAAGUUAUGUCUAGUUAAGGAUGAGCAUAUAAUGCAAAUGGUGUUCAUAUGCCACGCAUUUUUAGCUAUGUGCAUCUAUCGUGUUCCAAAAAAAACUUGCAAAAUGUGUAUAUCAUUUAUAUUACUGCCUAAGAAGUUACAUUGCUUGAGCUUAUAAACUUCAAGCCUCCAUGUGCUGUAGAUUUUUUCCACUUCACAUUCUUCAUGACAGGAUUUUAUGCGACGCGUCUCGCGAAAAGAAAUAGAAAUAGUCGCAACCCACGAACAAUGUUAAAUCGAGCCUAUACAAUUGCGUGAAGAUUUUUUUUUAUUUCGCUAAUUAUCAUUCAGUAAUUAUUCACAGUCAGGGUUUCCUAAUUGUUUACGAUGACCGGAAAUUAAAUUUUCGGAUCGUAAUGAUGUUACAUACGGCCAGAAGUAAAAAGAACAUGUUUUAGCAUAAUUUGGUUUCUCUGCAUUUGAUUAAAAAUUAAGUGUAAAAAAAUCCUGUUUUGAAAUAUGUAGUUAGUUACAGUAGUAAUGCUAUUUUAUAUUUUUGUGAUUUUUUGUUUGUUUCUCUUUUUUUUUAGAAGUUAAAACGUCAUGUUUUGCGUGUUGUUUAUGCUAUGUUUUUAAUUUGUCUUUUUCAUGCCUGUAGUAUUUUCAUUUGUUUAUAUUUUUUGUUUUUGAAAUAAAUCUUUCAUGUUAAGAUUUUUAUCCAAUGUUUUUGCAAUGUUAAAAAAGCCUACGUUUUUACCGUAGGCCUUAAUUUUCAUGUUGUCAACCUUUGAUAUAUUACGAGCGAAUUCGAGGACUCAAUUCUCUCAGGUCGUAAAAAUCUGGAGGUGGGGAAUAACCUCUUUAUAAUCUGUCAUUGUUACCUGAGAUUAUGCCUCCUAAAUAAGAAACACCAAAAUAUUGUUCACGAUUGACUGACAGACGGACAAACAAACUGACCGACUGGAGUUGCCAGUCGGCAAAUAAAAUAGCUGUUAUGAACAGUUAAGGGAUUAAAUGAUCAAAGAAACGUUACUGAUUGACCGACAAAGACAACUUAUUUGUAAGAUAGUGAACAGACCGAAUGAACAAAGACGCUUCAACAUUGUUAACAAGAAGAAAAGGUUAAAUGUACUUGCAUAGAACAUUUUGCAUGUAGUAUAGUUUAUGCAUAUAAUAGUCUCCAAGGACUUGAAUCAAACAAUAGGUCUUUUAAGUCUGAAUUUAGGCUGAUAAUUCUCAUUAGGGCAUUGGAGAGGAUCGAGGGCCUUACAUUUCAGACCGAUUUGAAGCGAGCAACCCUAAGUAAGGUAAAGUUGACGACGAGAUAAAUUUUAUCUCGUGUUUGAAGGUUAAAUAGUUUUAAGUAGAUUAAAGCUACAUUAUCAUUGAAUUUUAUUUUAAGAAAAAAUGAUCGAACAUCGUUAAAGCAACUGUGUCAGUGAGUUUAUGGAAAGAAAAUAUCUUUUAAAAAUCAUCAAGAUGAUACUGUACUUUUUUGACAGAAAUGAAGAAAUCUGGGUUGAUCUUUAGAUUUUAAAGAAUUUUUUAGAUACUUGGUAUAACCUAGAACAAGUUGAUCCUAUUACAACUUUAAAGGUACUCAAAAAAUUUCAGCCUCAUUAAUUUACAUCAAUAUGAUAAAAGAUGACAUAAAAGUGAGUAGAGAAAAUUAAAAAAAUUGGGUAUGCAAUGGACACUUUAAUAUGUAUCAUGGAUAACAAUAUAUUAGAACUGUAUUAAAGAAAUUAGAUAUUGUAACAAUCUAUGUACAAUGUAUAAGCCAUGCCUGACAGUGAAACAAUCAUUAUUUUUUAUUGCAUGUGCUUUUUAAAUGGAGAAGGCUGACAAUUUACAACUGUGUUUGCUUUUACAUCUUAUGUGUUACACCAUAAAAACAUUGUGAGAUGCAGCAAAAUGUAAAAUGUAGGAAAAACAUCAAUAAAAUUUAUAAAACUA